UCGCAUCUCUAGUUCUCUACCCUUUAUUUACCCCCUCGCUCAUCUCCACACUCGCCGCAUGCACAAUUGCAAGCUGAGGUACGCCACCACGCUCCACGCCCCACAGUGCCACACCUCAGAGAGCCGAACGCCAUGGCCCCGACACCCGCCGCCGCCGCAACCGUCGGCCACCGCAGCUUCGUCCGCGCCAACCCGCGCUCCGACCGCUUCCACGCGCUGUCGUUCCACCACGUCGAGCUCUGGUGCGCCGACGCCGCGUCCGCCGCCGGCCGCUUCUCCUUCGCGCUCGGCGCGCCACUCGCCGCGCGUUCCGACCACUCCACGGGGAACUCCGCGCACGCCUCGCUCCUGCUCCGCUCGGACUCCCUCGCGUUCCUCUUCACCGCGCCCUACGCGCACGGCGUCGACGCCGCCACCGCAUCCCUGCCGUCCUUCUCCGCGCCCGCCGCGCGGCGCUUCGCGGCCGACCACGGCCUCGCGGUGCGCGCCAUCGCGCUCCGUGUCGCCGACGCCGAGGACUCCUUCCGCGCCAGCGUCGCCGCCGGCGCGCGCCCGGCGUUCGAGCCCGUCGAGCUCGGCCUCGGGUUCCGCCUCGCCGAGGUCGAGCUCUACGGCGACGUCGUGCUCCGCUACGUCAGCCACCCUGACGCCACGGACGACGCCCCCUUCUUGCCGGGCUUCGAGGACGUCAUCAGCAGCCGGGGGGCGCCGGACUACGGGCUGAGGCGGUUCGACCACGUCGUCGGCAACGUGCCGGAGCUGGCGCCGGUGGCCGCGUACGUCGCCGGGUACGGGUUCCACGAGUUCGCCGAGUUCACGGCGGAGGAUGUCGGCACGGCGGAGAGCGGGCUCAACGCGGUGGUCCUCGCCAACAACUCCGAGACGGUGCUGCUACCGCUCACCGAGCCGGUGCACGGCACGAAGCGCCGCAGCCAGAUACAGACGUACCUGGACCACCACGGCGGCCCGGGCGUGCAGCACAUCGCCAUGGCCAGCGACGACGUGCUCAGGACGCUGCGGAAGAUGCGGGCGCGCUCCGCCAUGGGCGGGUUCGAGUUCUUGGCACCGCCGCCGCCCAACUACUACGACGGCGUCAGGCGCCGCGCCGGCGACGUGCUCUCGGAGGCGCAGAUCAAAGAGUGCCAGGAGCUGGGGGUGCUGGUGGACAGGGAUGACCAGGGGGUGCUGCUCCAAAUCUUCACCAAGCCAGUGGGGGACAGGCCAACGUUCUUCCUGGAGAUAAUCCAAAGGAUCGGGUGCAUGGAGAAGGAUGAAACGGGGCUAGACUACCAGAGAGGCGCCUGCGGCGGGUUCGGCAAGGGCAACUUCUCCGAGCUGUUCAAAUCCGUCGAGGAGUACGAGAAGUCGCUUGAAGCAAAGCAAGCUGAUGCUCUUCAGGAAUCCUAGAAUACAACUUGAAGAAGGGCAGCAGUUCUAGUAAUUUGUAUCAUGGUACAAAAGAAAAAGGGUGUUCCUUGGAACACUUGACAUGCAGACACCGAUGUAGUAAUAGAUAGUUGAAUAUGACGAUAUGUUGCUACAACCGGUGUAACAGAGGUGAUAAGAGACGGAACUUGAAGAUACGUUACAUGUUUGCUGAAAUGCCUAAAUAAAGAAAUAAAAAAAAAUGAAGCAA
Molecule: messenger RNA, 1636 nt
Organism: Setaria italica (foxtail millet)
Lineage: Eukaryota; Viridiplantae; Streptophyta; Magnoliopsida; Poales; Poaceae
Product: 4-hydroxyphenylpyruvate dioxygenase-like
Biological process (GO): L-tyrosine catabolic process
Molecular function (GO): 4-hydroxyphenylpyruvate dioxygenase activity
Source: RefSeq, a predicted model, not a curated record